CCCGCCUGUGCAUUUGUGCAGAGCGGUGUGCACGUACACCGGGCCAGAGGAGUGGAAGCGGAGCGAAACGGCAGCAAGUGAAGACGAGCGGACGGAGCUGUAUGUUUUAUUUUUGAAGGAGGGACGUUGCGAAACUGGCUUGCAAUCUUUUCUGACUCAUCGUUUGGAAAUAAAGCACCCUUUUUUCUCUCUGUACACCACCACCACAACCUCCUCCUGCUUGCUGCUCCGUCCCCUCCUCCCGUUACCGCUGGCACCCGAGAGGAAAACAGUCGGAUUUUUGACACCACGUUUGGGGCUUUUUUUUUUUUUUUUUUUUUUUUGCAAAAUGCGACAUGCUUUCCUGUGAGCGCUGUGUUGUGCGCACCUCGCAGCCCGCUUCAGCAGCAGGACCAGCGGCUUGUUAUUGACUUGGGAGAAAAAAAAAAGGCUGUAUCUCAGUGUGGCUGCCACUUUUUUUUUGGAGGGGGAGGAUUUUAUUUCGGAUUUGGACUCGGUCGUCGGGGCUUUGCAGAGCUGACGCGCUGUCAACACGCACUGUGAGGGGAGGGGAAGGGACGGUCCUGUCACCCAACGUGGACCAGGAGUCGCGGGGGCCGUUUAGCAGCACUGCUAGCAGCCUGCCAGGGGCACCGAGUGGGCAAAACUGAAUUAGUCCCCAAAAAGCUCCACUGUUAAACUACAUGUGCCUGGCUCCCAAUGAUCUCCUAAUCUCUGGGAAUCGCCUGCCUGCGUUCAGGACUGAGGACGUCUCUGUACCAGAAGCUGACUGCAAUCAAGAUGGAGAGCGAAAAGAAGAGGAGAAAAUACUCCACAAGCAGCAACGACUCUGACACCACUGACAGUCAAGUGACGUCGUGGUCCAGAUCAUCCAAGAAUACGGGCACCAGCAGCACAUGGGUCCGCCACCAGCACAAGAAACCAUCCGAGGUAUUUCGUACUGACUUCAUCACGGCCAUGAAGCUGCCGGACUCUGCCCAGCUCGGCCCAGACGACUUCUACGUGCUGUCUGACCCCUGGAGACAAGAGUGGGAGAAGGGAGUGCAGGUCCCGGCCAACCUGGAGGCCAUACCAGAGCCUGUGGUCAGGUAGGACACACACCAACAACACACAUUAAACUCAUGCAGGAGUUCGAUAUCAAAUAAAACACCACAUGUAUUUCUUCUUUUGAUCUCCAUUUAAUGAAAAUCACUCAAAGCCUGACUCAGUCGACAUUGUUCUCUUAAGACAGAAGAAGUUUUCUUUGGCAGCGAAUGCUGCUUGCACAAAAGGUAUUGUUGUCUGUUAGCCGCUGGCUGCAUUUUGUGACCAUCAUAAACAAACAGAGAGACUGGCAGAGUUCCAAAAAGCUACAGAGAUCUUAGAAAAGUUAUGAGAUUUAAACUUUUGUUGACUUGAUAAUUACCAAAUUGUCAGUAAACUUGUGGAGGGGGGAUGAAAUAAAAGGGAAAUCACAACCAUGAAAAUUAAAUUUGCUGAAGUAAUUUCAAUAAAUGUGCUUAAACGAGCAUGCUGAGAUACCAAAAGGUCUAAAAAGCUUUCGCUGGGAUGAUUAAAAACACCAACAAAGAGCAAAUGCUCAGGGAAAAUUUGGCAUUGAAUUGUAAUAACAGGUGUGGGAACCCUUAACAUAAUUACACUGCGUGUAAUUACACUAAUUAGCAAUAUAUUUGUAAUGGAAAAUAUGAACACACUCUCCUGCACACAGACAAGAACAUAAAGUGAGACCCUUUCUACUCUAUUUUAGUGAUUCAUAUACAAACACACACGUCUACUGGAAGCAGGUUUGGAUGCACAUGAUUCACACACAGACACACAACAUCAAGCUGGUAGGCAGAUGUGUGCCGGCAUGCACUUCGACCCACUUUGAUUCACUCCCGUUCUGUAGAUUAGCCUCGGCUUGGUCUCUCCCUCUCUCUCUUUCCUGCCCCAGUAGGCUCUCUAGUACUACUGCAGCUGCUUCACAUACCCGUGUGGUUUGUUUGGCGUUCGAGGAACUAAUGAAAAUGCUCAGACUGCCUGGUAAUGCCUGUUACGCUGACAUGUCACACUGGGAGGCCACACACACGCUUUUUCAGUCGUUCUGGGAGUAAGAUAGACGAAUUAUCCAUUCAUGAGAGAUUUGGUCAAAUGUUUUGUAUCCAUGAACCUUGUUUUCACCUGCUUCGAGAAAAACAGAUAAAAACUGACUGUCGCAGAUAGAAAGCAAAAACUUCUUCAACUCAGAUUUCAUAGCAUUUUGUUUGAUGAAGCUUCUGAAUGCGACGACCUGAAAAGUGCACGCUCCUCGUGUUUCUGCCCCCUCACUGCGUUGUGUUAUUGCUGCGUUGCUGCGAGUUUUGGGGUGCAGCCGUGGGUCAGGAGUUAACUGGGGUUUACACCAAAUCGCAGGGUUUGAUCCCUCCUCCUGCCGUCUGUCCUUUGGCAACGCUCCGAACCCCCGAAUUGCUCGAUUGCGGUAGCUGGCAGCAGCGAGAGUGAAUGAGAAGCAAAUUGUAAAGC
Molecule: messenger RNA, 2502 nt
Organism: Stegastes partitus (bicolor damselfish)
Lineage: Eukaryota; Metazoa; Chordata; Actinopteri; Pomacentridae
Gene: jade2
Product: jade family PHD finger 2
Exons: 4
Coding region: 781-1092 (103 amino acids)
Source: RefSeq, a predicted model, not a curated record